Arabidopsis arenosa is the source of this 895-nucleotide messenger RNA. Lineage: Eukaryota; Viridiplantae; Streptophyta; Magnoliopsida; Brassicales; Brassicaceae. The record is from the annotation of a GenBank genome assembly.
UGUUAGCCCUAGACAAAGAAGCGUCUCAUUCAUUCACCAUUGGCCUCCGAGAUUGACACCCGAGUAAAAAUGUCAAGAAAGGAAGGGGACAAGAAGAGAAUAAUGGAUCAGAGCGAUCAUUUUUGCAAACGCUAUAGGGUGAUUGAUCUCCUCCCUUCCUCAAUCUCGUUUUCGGAUCUCAUCUCAUCUCGUAAUUCUUCGUCGUCUAGGUUUAGGAUCUUAGGUUGUUUAUCAAGUUCGUCACAUCUUUUAGGCUUUUUUAUGGCCCAAUUUAAGGAUAAAAGAAAGAAACAAGACUUCAUACCAAUUUGUCCUCUCUUCGACGCUGGUCGCCAGUGUACAAGAGGUGCCAGGUGUCGAUACCGCCAUGAGAUUAACAGACUCACAAAUUCUCAUGGUCGUUCUGGGUUAGAAUCCCCGUUUACAGUCGAGGUUAUUGCAAGAGAGGGUAACAGGGGCCCUUUGCCACCACCAGAGGAUCAAAGUGUUAAAACGCUUUAUAUCCGUAGACUUAACUCCAGUGUCCUCGAGCAGGACAUCCGAGACCAUUUCUGCCCCUAUGGUGAAAUCGAAUCUAUCGUAAUCUUCCCCCACCGAGGAGGCACCUGUGCGUUUCUCACUUACUCUACCCGACUAGCAGCUGAGAAGGCCAUGCUUGAGCUCUCCUCUUGGACUGACAUCAACGGUCAGAGGCUUAAACUCUUGUGGGGACCUCCUGAAGAAUGGCAGCACAAGAUGACUGGUGCUGCCAUUUCUUCAACCCAAGAGGUUGGUGGUUCUAGCUCCAAUACUGCUCAUGACUUGGUAACAACAUUAGGAUAUUCUCUAGAAAAUCUUUAAUUAAACCUUUUCUGUAACAUUAAAAAGACAAAAAUAAUAACUGAACAUAGUAUUU